CUCACAGUUCUCGCAUCCCGUGCGUGAGCACCUACGGAAACAGUAUCACAGCUCCAAUCUCGCCAACUACUUGCCAUUUUUCACCUUAUCUACUUCCCCAACAAACUGCACAGAAGGAAAGAAAGAAGCCAUGGAGCUUCUCUCUGUUCAAAUGCACCAAAGGAAAAUCACUCUCCACACACCCGCUCUAGUGUUCCGAGACAUUCCGGAUCUCGAACCUUCUCAUCCUCACAGUUGUGACUUAGUCGAACCAACCAACGCCCGACAACUAUGGCGAAACAGGUGGCUCAGCAGUGGCGGCGGUUUCGCCUGCGUCUCGAUGGAGGCGGCGGAGAGGAGAGAGGACAGAGAGUUCCUGCCGACGACUGCGCAGCUGUUGAAGCACCCGCUGGCCCUUGCCGGUUUGGUGCCCCGAGACGCCGCCCUCUUCACCGCCGGUGCUAUUGCCGGAGCCGCCGCCAAAACCGUCACGGCGCCUCUUGACCGUAUCAAGCUUCUUAUGCAGACUCAUGGAUUACGAGCUGGACAAGAAGGUGCUAAGAAAGCAAUUGGGUUCGUUGAGGCUUUUGCAUUGAUAGGGAAGCAAGAAGGGGUUAAAGGGUACUGGAAAGGCAACCUUCCUCAGGUCAUACGUGUCAUACCUUAUAGUGCAGUCCAGCUGUUUGCUUAUGACACAUACAAGAAACUUUUUAGCGGGAAAGAUGGCGAGCUCUCUGUUAUUGGCAGACUCGCUGCUGGUGCUUGUGCUGGCAUGACUUCAACUUUUGUAACAUACCCUCUAGAUGUCUUAAGGUUAAGAUUAGCUGUUGAGCCUGGGUGUAAAACGAUGUCUGAGGUUGCCUUAAACAUGCUAAGAGAGGAAGGAGUUGCAUCAUUUUAUAAGGGUCUUGGACCUUCUCUUAUUGGAAUAGCACCUUAUAUUGCUGUGAACUUCUGCAUUUUUGAUUUGUUGAAGAAGUCUUUACCAGAGAAGUAUCAAAAGAGGACAGAAACAUCUCUAGUAACAGCUUUGGUAUCAGCUACUCUCUCCACGCUUAUGUGCUAUCCUUUGGAUACAACAAGAAGGCAAAUGCAAAUGAAGGGUACACCUUACAAGACUGUUUUGGAUGCUCUUCCAGGUAUAGUGGCACGUGAUGGUUUGAUUGGCUUGUACAGAGGUUUUGUUCCCAAUGCACUGAAGAAUCUACCAAACAGCAGCAUUAGGCUUACCACAUUCGACACUGUUAAAAAUAUAAUAGCAGCCGGUGAGAAAGAGUUGCAAAGAAUUGUGGAGGAAAAUCGGAAGAAACAAACACAAAGCAAUAGCGCUUCAACAGACUAGGUUUUCGCUGCUAGAUGUUUUCACUACUAGAUUUUUCUGCUGAGAGAUCACUAUUCAAGUCCAAUGCAGGAUAUCUGUAUUUUGGGUGCCAAAAGCACAUGUUGGUAGCUGGACUUCUUGGGCUAUCAGGAAUUCAUUUUCCUUCAGCUGUCAGUGCGAUUAUUUCUCAUUUUUGUUUUUUGUUGAAUGAUGGCAAGUCAUUGUUGAUGUUGAAAUACCACAGUUAGUCUUGUAAGUUAUAGUUUACUCAUGUGGGAAUUCGAGUUGUGUGAACUAGAGCUUUCUGCCCUCGUCUCCUCGUACCAACAGCAGAAAGUGGGAUGUUGGAUCUUACUCAUCUUAGUAGUGUUAAUAAAAAAGGAAGAUGUUUAGUAGUA
This is a messenger RNA of Rhododendron vialii, 1698 nucleotides long. RefSeq names its product probable envelope ADP,ATP carrier protein, chloroplastic. The transcript is spliced from 10 exons. The record is from RefSeq and is a predicted model, not a curated record. Bases 131 to 1321 code for a protein of 396 amino acids. NCBI's taxonomy places the organism in Eukaryota, Viridiplantae, Streptophyta, Magnoliopsida, Ericales, Ericaceae. Gene Ontology annotation, molecular function: ATP transmembrane transporter activity. Gene Ontology annotation, cellular component: thylakoid membrane. Gene Ontology annotation, biological process: transmembrane transport.